AUGGAUAUCGAAAAUGAAUCAUUCAUAAUAGAUUCGAUUGAAUCUAAAGGAUAUGAAGAGAUUGGUGGAGGCACAACAAAGAAUUGUUUUCAAUUUGAAAACAUUAACUGGAUUUUUUAA
Messenger RNA from Dictyostelium discoideum AX4, 120 nucleotides. RefSeq lists its product as hypothetical. Lineage: Eukaryota; Evosea; Eumycetozoa; Dictyosteliales; Dictyosteliaceae. The transcript has a single exon. Bases 1 to 120 code for a protein of 39 amino acids. The record is from RefSeq and is a predicted model, not a curated record.